CUUCUAUAUGAAAAUGUUUUUAGUGGAAAAAUUAUUUUCUUUUUAUGGUUUAUUCUUCUCUAGGAAAACACCACCAAGUGAGCGAAACACAGAAUGUGAUUGCAUCAGACAAAGCAGCAGAAGUAUCAGUUGUCCAUGAACAUGAACACAGUCAUGACCACACACAGCUGCAUGCCUACAUCGGUGUUUCCCUGGUACUGGGCUUCGUUUUCAUGUUGCUAGUGGACCAGAUUGGCAGCUCCCACGUGCAUUCUACUGACGAUCCAGAAACAACAAGGCCCAGCAAUUCCAAAAUCACCACCACACUGGGUCUGGUCGUCCAUGCUGCAGCUGAUGGCGUUGCUUUGGGAGCAGCAGCUUCUACUUCACAGACUAGUGUCCAGUUAAUUGUGUUUGUGGCAAUAAUGCUACAUAAGGCACCAGCUGCUUUUGGGCUGGUUUCCUUCCUAAUGCAUGCUGGCCUAGAGCGGAAUCGAAUCAGAAAGCACUUGCUGGUCUUUGCAUUGGCAGCACCAGUCAUGUCCAUGGUGACAUACUUAGGACUAAGUAAGAGCAGUAAAGAAGCCCUUUCAGAGGUCAAUGCCACUGGAGUGGCUAUGCUUUUCUCUGCUGGGACAUUUCUUUAUGUUGCCACAGUACAUGUCCUCCCCGAGGUGGGCGGAAUGGGGCACAGCCACAAACCCGACACCACUGGAGGGAGAGGCCUCAGCCGCCUGGAGGUGGCAGCCCUGGUUCUGGGGUGCCUCAUCCCACUCAUCCUGUCAGUAGGACACCAGCAUUAAAUGUUCAGGUUCCAGCCUCAGUCCAUGGCCAUUCGCAGCCAGUGAGAACAGCCGGCACAUGACAGCUCCUCACUUCUCAGUCUCUUGUCUCGCCUUGCCCAUCUCCACCUGUAUUCCUAGAGUCCGGAGGGAGGUGAGAUUAAAACCUGGAGUAAUUGAAAAGCUUUUAGAGUAGAAACAACACAUUGCAAUUAGGUAUAAACAUUCCGUUGUGUUGUCUUUAAAAGGGCCCUUGGCAUUUUGAGUUUUGAUGUUUCUCUUUACCCUAUUCUCAGGGAAGAUGAAAUUUAGUUUUAAGGAAGAGUGGAGAACUUCAUACUCACAAUGAAAUAGUAAUUAUAAAAAUACAGUGUUCUGUAAUUAAGGUAAAUCUCUUUGUUUAGAGGCUGUGCCACUUUAUCCAUUGAUUUUAACAUGGUUCAUUUGGCUUUAGUAUCUAUGCCACAUGCCUUGAUAGGUCACAGCACCCACUCUCUUAGAUGCUAAAGGUGAUUGUGGUUAGUUUGGGAUUAGAGUUAGGGAAAUGACAUAAAGACACACUGAAAGCUAACUUUAUACUCGAAAGAGAUAAUCCAUUGAAAAGGGAUGUCUAGAGAGACUUAACCACCUCCUUUUGCACGUGCCUCUCUAAAUACAACCUGCCAUUCCAUAAAUGGAGCAACAGAGGUGGGACUAGCUUCUCAAGAGGUGACUAGUAUUUUGAAGCAUUUCUUUUCAAAUUCUGCUUUGCAGAAUACCUAUUUCCAGCACAUUCUUAGAGGAGCCAAGUUCUAGUAGGUUCAGGUGUAGCCUUUCCUUCAAGAACAGUUACAUCACAAAGUAUCUUUGGAAAUGAAGGGAUAUUAAAUUUUAAGUGAAUUUGGAUAGUUAUUGACAUCUUUGUAGUAACUUCUUUAAAAGUAAGACUACCAAAAUCUAUGUUGUCCUUUUUUUUUAAAGGAUUUCUCUUAGCAGAUAGGCAGUCCUUCUGGCUAAAAUAUUUGGUCAGCUUGUGGAGCCCUGUGUCUGCUCACAUAAGUACCUAUUGAUUUAAAGCUUAUUGAAAUCAUGUCUUUAGUCUCCUCUUUUCCAUGCUUUUCUUCUAACUUUCCCCUCUAGUCCCUCCUCCCCACAAUUUGCUGCUUACUGCUACUGGCAAUGCUAAUAUUUGUGUGAAAUGAAUUCUCCUCGGGACAACCACUUCUUGAACUGUGAUAAUGAAGAUAACAUUGUCUCUAUUCUUUAUUCCCUUCAAAGAAGUUACCUUUUUGUCAAAUACAGCUUUGUUAAUCCCUUAAAAUAUCACCUCCUCAUGUGUGAGUCAACACAAUCACUAAUAUUCUGGUAAUUUAAACAAUUGAGACAGCAAAAGUGUUUAGCAAACUAGGGUAAUUUACCCAUAUUUGCCAAAACCCAUGUAAACCCUCUUUUGUCAAAUAAGUGUAUAAUAUUGUAUUAUUAAUUUAUUUUUGAUUUUCUGUACCAUUUCAGAACACAUUACGUUAAGAGAGAACCAAGACUAGUUUCUUCAGGGCAGUGACUUUAGUAGUUUAUAAAAACGUGUUAUGUAUGCGUAAGCCAGCAUGCCUGUGAUUUCUUUAUUUCCUUCCUAGAUUUGUCACUGUGUCAGCAGCUGUGGAAGUAAAAUGUGUGAGCCCUCUGCUGGCUGCAGUGAAGAAAGUAGCAUAAAUAGGAUAGAUAACAUUUUGUAUGGUGGCUGACAACCACUGCAUACAAUUUUAAAACCAAGAAAAGGUAUAGUAUGGAAAGUCUAAGUGACUUUCCUGAUUAGAUGAUAAUAGCUGACUUAUAAGCAACUUGGGGUUUCAUCUGGUCCUUCAAAAUUAUAUGGUUGCCUUGAUUCUCUCUGGAAACUGACUUUGUCAAAUAAGUAGCAGAUUUUAGUGUCUGGUUUGGUUUCGAUAGUACUUCCUAUCAUAUCGUCGUGUGCAAUGGUCAGAGAUUUGUUCUGCUGGCCAAAGCCUCUUUCAGCAGUGCCUUGCCAUCACACUUGUAAGUUUAGCUAGAAUAUCUUGCUGGAUAGGGUCUUGAACUCUGGCAAGGACUGAACCAUCUAACUUCCAAAUUUGCCUUUGUGUCUGGACCUCACUAUUAACAAGCAAACCUUUCAAGAUCCUGUCAGCUCUCAAGAAGCUAUGAACUUUCCCAGAUUUUAAAGCUGCUGCCUCAGGAAUUACUCGUUUCUCUCCUGGUCAGCAGGCAGAAAUAGCCAUACUAAUUUUAUAGGGCUCAAAUGCAUCUUCAGGCAGCAGGAAACCAAGCAGCGUGGCAGAGGCCUCCUUCACUGGAGGAAGAGCUUGCUCAUAUGGUGGGCGGUGUCCCAGGAUGCGAGGCCAGAUCGAAGUUCACUUUUUGGCACAUUUCAGUUGUUUUCCUCUUGUUUAAAACUGCCUCCUUAGAUGUGGAUGCCUUAAUGCUCUAACACAUUUGAAAACAUUGGCAGUACUUAAGUUGCUGCCAUGAUUACAAAUAGAAUGAUUGGCUACCAAAGAGAUGCAAGUGAUGGUUAACAGCAUGGUCAAUCCAUUUCCUCAUAACCAAAGUUAAUCUUAAUUGCAGUUUGAAUCCCUUUCCUUUCUAGGGAUAGAAUUUCUUCAGAUUCCAAGUACUCUCUUAAAUGGCAAAUAAAGUUGAAAAAUGCUACUGAUCCAUUCUCCUCACUUUUUCCCCAGUUAAUUGCUAUCAGUUCCCAUUUUGCCAAAGCAGUGAUAUUCCAGGUUUGAUUCGGUUUUCCUGUGCACGCUGUUGCCAAAUUUCUUUUUUCAGGCAAAGGCUCUGCACUGGAAUGUAGAGAGUUGGAAACAGUACUACCUACAGAGGCUCUGUGUUCUCUUUCCUGCCGUUUCACCUUUUUAUUUCCCAAUUCAAAACAGCAAAAUACCAGAAUCCCCAUUCUGGUAUUUUGAGUCACUAGAAAAGAAGAGGGGCUGGCUGGUUAACUCAGUUGGUUAGAGCAUGGCGCUGAUAAUACCAAGGUCAAGAGUUCGAAUCCCCAAAUGACCAGCUGCCAAAAAAAGGGGGGGGGAGUGGCUGUUUUGAAUUGUCACUUCUUUGUAGAAAGGAGAAACUGUAAUUGUGUUUUCUUACCAGCCUACUUCUAAGUGUCACUGCCUGGUUUUUCUCUUUUUCAAGGAUUAGAACUAGGAGGACAUACCAGCAUUGGAGUAUAAGCCCCUGAAACACAUGGUAGCUAGGUACUGAACACGGGAACUGUAUGUCAACAGCAGCGUAAGCCCCCAAAGAAUGUUCCUGCCUUUUGAGCCCCUGAGCCCCUUGGGAGACUGAGAAUAAUGACCAGAUUCAUCCAAAACUGCUGCAGUCCAAGGUGAGAACCCUCUGUAAUUGUUCUACGGGGAUCCUUUCUUGCAUUAGAAAAUUUCUGCUCAAUACAAAAUGGCUCACAUCGCCCAAAGAGCACUAUUGGAGAUGCUAUGAAAUUAAAACCAAUGAUGUAACCUCUUUGUACCUGAUACAUCUAGAUUCACCUGAAGAAAACUGAAGGAAAUUUGUGACUUGUUGGAAAGGACUAAACAACCAUUUAGGAAUUCUCUAGAUGUGUUCAGUAACACAUAUAUUGGCUUUGAUCUUUUUUCUGGUAGCAUCUUCCAGCAAGUUGGGACUCUCAUGGUAUAGCACUGCAGUUCCCCUGGUUCAGUAGCCUGAACAGUGAUUUUAAAUGUCCCUUUUUCUGGAUCCUUUGUGAACACGAAAUCAUUCCAUGGGUGGCUGCCUUAUAAUUUUGUCUCUUUCCACUUUAAUUGUGAAUGGUUAAAAAAAAAAUGCUGUUUUCUGAUUUGUUUUAUGUAUUAAAUUUUUAUUAGUGCAUA
Molecule: messenger RNA, 4609 nt
Organism: Galeopterus variegatus (Sunda flying lemur)
Lineage: Eukaryota; Metazoa; Chordata; Mammalia; Dermoptera; Cynocephalidae
Gene: SLC39A9
Product: solute carrier family 39, member 9
Exons: 5
Coding region: 45-782 (245 amino acids)
Biological process (GO): transmembrane transport; zinc ion transport
Cellular component (GO): membrane
Molecular function (GO): metal ion transmembrane transporter activity
Source: RefSeq, a predicted model, not a curated record